AUGCGUGUCCCACGCAUCAUUUUGCAAUUCCUUGGAAGACGAAAUGAUAAACCUAAACAGCUUCCACAAUGGCGUGUUUGCUUAUGGUCAUUUUUGGGAACCUUUAUUGGAAUUUGCAUCCUUGCUAUCCUCUUUCAUUAUUCCUACUAUUUUCAUAUCCAGCUUCAUUAUCCCACCAUCCUCAGUAGUUGGGGAGCGGCGGCGGUGUUAUUUUAUGGUACUCCAGAAGCCCCCAUGACACAACCAAGAGCGGUAUUCUUUGGCAAUUUGAUCUCAUCCUUUAUUGGCGUUGCCAUCACCAAGCUCUUUUUGGAAAUCAAUACACCGGAGGACGCAUUUGAGCAUGUACAAUGGAUUGCUGCUGCAUCGAGUGUUUCGAUAUCAUUGGUGUUAAUGCAAGUAACUAAAACAGUGCAUCCUCCCGGAGGAGCUGUUGCUAUUUCAUGCAUGACACAAGAUAACUUGAAAAGACUCGGAUGGCAGUAUAUGGGAUUUGUGAUGCUCUCAGCUACCUUAAUGACCGCAUGGGCGCUGAUUAUCAACAACAUCGAACGUCAAUACCCGAUUUUCUGGUGGACACCCGUUUAUCGACCUCAUCCUGAUCCACAAGAAGCUCCAGAUCAAGAUACCGCAUCAACAACAGUUGGCACAGAUGAUAUUCUUCCCGUCGUUGAUGCUCUUCCCAAGAAUGCUCUUAAUGAUAGUGAACGCGAUGCCUAUAAUAUCAUACGUCAAAAAGUGCAAGCAGCUGCCAAUACACAAUAA
Lichtheimia ornata is the source of this 765-nucleotide messenger RNA. RefSeq lists its product as uncharacterized. Bases 1 to 765 code for a protein of 254 amino acids. Lineage: Eukaryota; Fungi; Mucoromycota; Mucoromycetes; Mucorales; Lichtheimiaceae. The transcript has 2 exons. The record is from RefSeq and is a predicted model, not a curated record.